Molecule: messenger RNA, 4245 nt
Organism: Scophthalmus maximus (turbot)
Lineage: Eukaryota; Metazoa; Chordata; Actinopteri; Pleuronectiformes; Scophthalmidae
Gene: olfml2a
Product: olfactomedin-like 2A
Exons: 8
Coding region: 153-2090 (645 amino acids)
Biological process (GO): signal transduction
Source: RefSeq, a predicted model, not a curated record
GCGCCGCGCGCUCACAGCCUCACACCCACCAUCCUCCGUGCAGACAGACGGACACAGGCGGUGGAGAUGGAGCUGGUGUAGGCGCAGGACUUCGCCAUAUGGACUGGAUGCAGUGACGGACGCUUCGGAUCCGACAGCGACUCAGAGAGAAGAUGUGGAGAUACACGAACCUGUUGGCCUGCCUGUUGGUGUUGUGCCAGGAUGCGUCUUCACAGAGCAAGAUCUUUGGGGAGACCGAGCCCGUCCGGAUGACUUCAGAAGGCUCCGACUGCCGCUGUAAGUGCAUCAUGCGCCCCCUGAGCAAGGACGCCUGCCUGCGGCUGCGAAGUGGCAGUGUACGUGUGGAGGACUUCUACACCGUGGAGACGGUCAGCUCCGGGUCCGACUGCAAGUGCUCGUGCACGGCCCCGCCGUCCUCCCUCAACCCCUGUGAGAACGAGUGGAAGAUGGAGAAGCUGAAGAAACAGGCCCCUGAGUUACUAAAGCUCCAAUCGAUGGUGGACCUCCUCGAGGGAACCCUCUACAGCAUGGAUCUGAUGAAGGUCCACUCCUACAUCAACAAGGUGGUGUCGCAGAUGAACAACCUGGAAGAGACAAUCAAGACAAACCUUACACGGGAUAAUGAAUUUGUCCGGGACAGCAUGGUGAGCCUCACCAACCAGUUCAAGAGAUAUGAGAACUACUCCAACAUUAUGAUGAGCAUCAAGAAGGAGAUCUCCAGCCUCAGUCUGCAGCUGCUGCAGAAAGACUCAGCUGAGAGCAAAGUACAGGACACCACUGGUGAGAAAACCAAGGUGGACGUAAAAGCACCCAACAAAAAGACCCCUGCGGCCAAACCCCCUCUGAAACCACCCAAAGAAAAGGUCGUAAAGCCGAAGAAAGAGGUCAUUAAAGCUGGGAAGCUGGUCAAGCCCGACCCUACGGCCAAAGCCAAGGCGGUUGGCCACCAGCCCGGUGUGGUGAGGGGCAUCACAUACUACAAGGCGGCCAAGACCAGCAUCGAGCACGGAGAAGACCACCCUGCCAAAACAUACACAGUCCACCACGUCACAGAAAGCCAAUCUGAGGACGGAGGAGCUGAAAUGAUCCUGGACACCAUGGAGGCCAAGGAGGCCGAAGCCAUCGCCACCACUAUGGCCACCGCCGACAUCACCACCACCCCAACUACGACCACCACCACUACAACAACCACCACUGUGGCCACACAGAGCACACCAGCUUCUGAAAGACCCGCUCCGACCAUAGUGCUGCUGCUGGACAAUUCCAAUAACAACAGUCGGCCCACUCUCCACAGAGCAGGGAAGAUCCUGAACUGUGAAGGGACGCUAGCUUCCAUCGAGCAGCCGGAGAAGCAGCACAGUUACGGACGUAACGAGGGGGCCUGGAUGAAGGACCCCCUGGCUAAAGACAACAAGAUCUAUGUCACCAACUAUUACUAUGGCAACAACCUGGUGGAGUUUCGCAACCUGGAAAACUUCAAACAAGGCCGCUGGAGCAACCUUUUCAAGCUGCCGUAUAACUGGAUAGGAACAGGCCAUGUCGUUUAUAACGGAGCCUUCUACUACAACAGAGCCUUCACCAAGAACAUCAUCAAGUAUGAUCUGAGGAUGCGAUACGUGGCGGCCUGGACACUGCUGCAUGACGUGGUUUACGAGGACACCACCCCCUGGAAAUGGAGGGGCCACUCAGACAUUGACUUUGCAGUGGAUGAAAGCGGCCUGUGGGUAAUCUAUCCUUCCAUGGACUAUGACUACAACCAGCAAGAGAUGAUUGUCAUCAGUAAACUGGAUCCCGGAGACCUGUCCUUGAAAAAGGAAACAACCUGGAGGACAGGUCUCAAGAGGAACUCUUAUGGGAACUGCUUCAUCAUCUGUGGGGUCUUGUACGUCGUCAAUGUGUACAACCAGAAAGAAGGGGAGGUGAGCUAUGCUUACGACACCCACACCAACAGUGAUGCCAUCCCACGCCUGCCCUUCACCAACGAGUACUCCUUCACCACCCAGAUUGACUACAACCCCAAGGAGAAGGUUCUGUAUGCCUGGGACAAUGGCCAUCAGCUGACCUAUCAGGUAAACUUUGUCGACCAGUGAGCACAGCUAGUUUGUGCUACAGAUAAGCUCACAGUAGGUUUGCCAGUGUGGCGCCUAUACAGAAAAAAGGAGCUCAGCAUUUGACCGCCUAGAAGCCGGCAUAUCGCACUAAACAGGACAAAGGAUGAAUCUACACCAGCCCUCCACUACCAAUGCAUGCUAUUCAAACAACUGACCUCAGAGUACCAAACAUACAUGCCUCAAAUAUGUAGUGGGAUGUGUUUGUACAAUAUGUCAAUAGAAUGUGAUGAAGACAGUGGAAAUAAUCUAUUGGGUUGAGUUAAAGCUCUUUGGGGAAAGGAAAGAGUCUAUAAUCAUGAAGAUUUCUCAUAUCUUCAUUUAUGAAAUGUCAGCAGGCUGGCUACAAAAGAUAGAUGAGUGUAAGGGACACGUUGAAGCUUGCAUUUCUGAUUUAUCACUAGUUGUCUGUAGUUUCUGUGGCCUGAAAACUCAGAUUUGGGCAGAGGCCCUUGGCUGAGUGACAAAGGGUUAUGUAAAUCAAGCAGAAAUUACCAAAUAAAUGUAUCAAUAUCCUUCGAUGGAUUGCGUCAGGAAUAUAAAACAUUCAGUUUAUGGCUACGCAUCGGGAGAAAGUCCUCUUGGAUGCUGCAAUUAUUCCGCCUGUUGUUCCGCUUCAUGCUAGCUUCGGCCAAACUUAAGAAUGAAGGUUCACAAACCUCUAAAGACAAGAAGAAUGAUUACAGCAGAAUGAACAGUAAAUUAAAUAAGCCAAUGAUACCCAACCAUGACACCUUGACAACUAAAACCCUCUUGGGAGUCCUAACGUGUUUUACCAUCUACUUUUAACACUUUGAGUGAUUGGUUACCUAUUGUCCCUUUUAGUGACCAAAAGCUAUUCGAUCAUCAUUGUGGCUGUCUAGGUAUAUAAUGGCUGGCUAGCAGUUAGCCAUUAGCUAGCCUACUACAGUAGAACAUCCACUAUGCAUGCACACAGUCACUGCGUCACCAAACCUUUAGCACCGGCCUUUUUGUGAGGAUGCGUUGAUGAACGUUACCGUGCCGCGUCUGGGUGUGAUGGGCCUGAACGAAGGGGUCAGAUUAUUAUGGCCUCUCUGUUCACAAGUAGGAAUGAGUCAGUGGUGAAGUAGAAUGAAUUAAUCAGUGGAUGUUGAUCAGCCGAGUUCUCCAUCUGCAUUAUCUGUAACAGAGGAAAAGCAGCAUGACACGUUUGCAUUUACCGGCACUUUUCUUCCAUGGUUAUUGACUGACCUUCUGAGUUUUAACAUAAAUUUGCCAAACAGGCCAAUGUAUUAGAUAUUGCAGCUUGGCUAGAUUUAGUGACCACCAUCUCCAAAUGGCAUCGCUCCUCUUGCACCUCAUCGAGCUUCAAACUAUUUAACAAAGCAGGUACUGAUUGGUUCUGACCCCUGGUGAUUAACUCAACCACGGAGAUUAUUUCUGCCUCCAGAGAAGUUCUGCUUUUGAAAAAUGCUCGUUUCACCUGCCCAUCUGCUCCAUCCCAUGUAUUAUUCAGGCCUCGUGAUGCUUCCUGUCUGUACCGUGGCUAUCGCUUCGAGGAAUGUGUUGAAUAUGAACUCCAAAAAAACAAUGUACACAACUUUCUUAGCUUAAGACUUUUUAUAUUUACAUGAAUUCAUUUGUUAAUAAAUAUCAUACAACUGUUUGUCCAGGUUCCAUCCAUCGUGUUACAUUUCUAUGUUGAUAAAAGUAUGCAACUUUUGUUAAUUACAUUUGCAUAACACUAAAUUUGUUGUAAUUGUAAAAGUUUAAACAUUUUCACCUCAAUGUAAGUUAAGAACCGUGAUCAGACAUGCUCAUAUGAAAGGUGAACUGUACCAUCUGCAACACUGGACACCAUGAACAUGAACAUUGUACUGUUGUCAGUGAUAGACAUAGUGGGGAUGGUAAACAUUAAGACACAAGAUAAUUAUUACAGCUACUUCAUGGUGUCGAUGUAGUCUCGUACACAACCACAUUAUUUUGCCUGCUCUGAAUUCAAAAUCUUUUGUUUGGUCAUAAUAGACAUGCUGAUGGCAAUGAAGUGUUUUGUUCAAUGCAAAGUCUUUAUACUUUAAUGUCAUGAAACGUAACGUAACACUUGAAACCAGCUAUGUGUAUGUCUGUGAUAUGAAGUCAUAUUUCCAUAAUAAAAGUCUGUUGUGGGAUUUAUAAA